Molecule: messenger RNA, 2521 nt
Organism: Globicephala melas (long-finned pilot whale)
Lineage: Eukaryota; Metazoa; Chordata; Mammalia; Artiodactyla; Delphinidae
Gene: LNPK
Product: lunapark, ER junction formation factor
Biological process (GO): endoplasmic reticulum tubular network organization
Cellular component (GO): endoplasmic reticulum tubular network
Source: RefSeq, a predicted model, not a curated record
UGGGAAGUUGGCUGAGCCCAUCGCUCUGUCAGUGGCGGCUGCUGCCUGCUCCGGAGGCGGGCUGCGCUGUGGCGGCCGAAGCUGGCAGAGCUGGGCGCCAGCGCCGGGCUUUGCCCGCUUCUACUUGAAGCUGUGAAUUCCUUUGGACAACUGAUGAUAUUUAUCAUUGUGCCCAGUUUCUACAAAUAAAAAAAUGGGUGGAUUAUUUUCUCGAUGGAGGACAAAACCUUCAACUGUAGAGGUUCUGGAAAAUAUAGAUAAGGAAAUUCAAGCAUUGGAAGAAUUUAGGGAAAAAAAUCAGAGAUUACAAAAAUUAUGGGUUGGAAGAUUAAUUCUCUACUCUUCAAUUCUCUAUCUGUUUACAUGUUUAAUUGUAUACUUAUGGUACCUUCCCGAUGAAUUUACAGCAAGACUUGCCAUGACACUCCCAUUUUUUGCUUUCCCAUUAAUCAUCUGGAGCAUAAGAACGGUGCUUAUUUUCUUCUUUUCCAAGAGAACAGAAAGAAAUAAUGAAGCAUUGGAUGAUUUAAAAUCCCAGAAGAAAAAAAUACUUGAAGAAGUCAUGGAAAAAGAAACUUAUAAAACAGCUAAAUUAAUUCUUGAAAGGUUUGAUCCAGACUCAAAGAAAGCAAAGGAGUUGGAGCCGCCAUCUGCUGGAGCAACUAUAACUGCAAGACCUGGACAAGAGAUUCGUCAGCGACCUGCAGCUCAAAGAAACCUUUCUCCAGCACCAGCAGGCUCUAGCCAGGGCUCUCCCUGCAAAGUUCCAGUAUCUCCUGGACCACCAAAGGACACUUCGGCCCCUGGUGGACCCCCAGAAAGAACUGUUAUUCCAGCCCUAUCGUCAAAUGUGUUACCAAGACGUUUUGGAUCCCCUGCUACUUCAGUGCCUGGAAUGGGUCUUCAUCCUCCUGGUCCACCUUUAGCAAGACCUAUUCUGCCCCGAGAACGAGGUGCUCUGGAUAGAAUUGUUGAAUAUUUAGUUGGUGAUGGUCCACAGAACAGGUAUGCCCUUAUAUGUCAGCAGUGUUUUUCUCACAAUGGCAUGGCUUUGAAAGAAGAAUUUGAAUACAUUGCUUUUCGUUGUGCCUACUGUUUUUUCUUGAAUCCUGCAAGAAAAACCAGACCCCAGGCUCCAAGACUUCCAGAGUUUAGUUUUGAGAAGGGGCAGACUUUGGAAGGCUCAAGCACAGUUGGUUCCUUGCCCUCAGGAAGUGUGAUUUCAUCAGAGAACCAGAUCAGUGAAGAAUCUUUAGAAGAACAAGACGUUCUAGAUAACAGUACAGAGCAGACAGAUGACAAAAUAUCGGAUACAGAGCAGACAGACCCAGUGAUUGAACAAGCAUCUGACACAGAGAAACCAGAGGAGAAGCAAGAAGAGACCGAGAAUGAGGAAACCUCAAUGAAUAAAGCCAAAUCAACAGUUCCCAGAGCUGAUGCUAUUCCUAAUCCUGAACUAAGUGGAGAAUCUUCGACAAUGUAGUAAAUGCUUCCACGUGCCUUCAACUGGAUAUUUGUAGUCUUGUUGAUGUCAGUUAUUGCUUCCUUAGGUGGUGCUUUCUUUUUAUUUUCCCCCUCUAAAGACAUGCUUGAUGUCAUCUGAAUUUCAGAUUGCCUAGCUAUUUCAGUAUGUCAAAGUUAUGUCUACUGGCUAUUAAAAUUAAAAGCAAGUGAUAUCAGUAAAGUAAAAUCCUUUUUAAUGUAUAAAACCCACACUGUUUAGACAGGUUUUAGGUAUUUUUUUCCAUUCUAAAUGUAAACAAAUAUGAUAGCAGUUUUGUUUUUUAUUUGUGACCUGUAAAUACUAUCCAUUGACAUAGGAAGAACUUUGGUUAGGAAUAAGUUCUAAUAGCGUUUGUUUUAAGGAAUGAAACUCAAUUAAGAUUUUUAAUACUACAUCAUUAAAAUGGAUAGAAUUUUAACUCUUGAGAUAUUUUCCAGGGGGUAAAAUGUCUAUUUAGGCAUUUAUAUUAAGAGCUAUGAAAGUUAUUACAGUAACAAUAUAGGCAUUGGUAUGAAUUCCCAGUAAGAAUGCAGUCGAACAGUCAAGUGCAGUGUUACUUUUGAUGUCUCUUUUUUUGCACCUGGGCCAGAGGUACCUGAUAUUUAUAAUUAGCUUAUGUUUACAUAUUAACAUAUAGGAACUAUCUCUGCACUUAACUGUACUUAAAUUUUGAGCAUUAUUUAUAUUUGUAAAAUAAUGAUGAUAUUAUAAGUGAAUUUUGUGCUCUAUUGUGUAUUUUGUUAAGGAAAAUAAAGAUGAUGUGUCAGCAAUUUUUUUGUUAAAUACCUAGACUUCUUCAGACAGCAUCUUCGUGGCUGACAUGGCUACCUGAAAAGUCUUAGGAGGAAAAGCUCACAAUUCAAUAAAUCAAUAGAUUCUGUUAAGAGCAAAUUAUGAUAUUUUUAUUCAGACUUGUUGCCUUUCAAAUUCAGAGAAAUAGUGACAUUUAGAGGUUCUAAUCAGAGGUUAGAUUUUUCUGAUUCAUGAGAUCCUUAGGCCAUUUGUAGUUUUUAAUUU